AUGUUACCUGAUCUUGAACCUUAUCAAAGGUUAGUGGGCAGGUUGCUAUACUUAACUAUAACAAGUCCUGAUAUAGCCUAUGUUGUUCAGGUUCUCAGUCAAUUCAUGCAUAAACCUAAGAGAUCGCAUAUGGAUGCAGCAUUGAGGGUGAUCAGGAAAUCAGUCACAGGGUAUCUAGUCAAAUUUGGCAAUUCCUUGAUAUCAUGGAAGUCUAAGAAACAAAACACAGUCUCCAGAAGUUUGGCAAAAGCAGAGUUCAGAAGUAUGGCCUCCACAGUGGCAGAAGUGUCAUGGUUAGUAGGAUUGUUCAAAGAGUUGGGAAUCCAGAUUCAGUUGCUAUUACCUUGCAUUGUGACAGUAAAGCAGCCAUUUAGAUAG
Molecule: messenger RNA, 378 nt
Organism: Nicotiana attenuata
Lineage: Eukaryota; Viridiplantae; Streptophyta; Magnoliopsida; Solanales; Solanaceae
Exons: 2
Coding region: 1-378 (125 amino acids)
Source: RefSeq, a predicted model, not a curated record